Chiloscyllium plagiosum (whitespotted bambooshark) is the source of this 2487-nucleotide messenger RNA. RefSeq names its product RUN domain containing 3b (gene rundc3b). The record is from RefSeq and is a predicted model, not a curated record. Lineage: Eukaryota; Metazoa; Chordata; Chondrichthyes; Orectolobiformes; Hemiscylliidae.
CGUGGUGUGUGACAGAAGGAAACUGGAUGGAGAGCAGCUUGUUUCCCAGUUUCUCGUUGGGUCUGUUUGUGCUGGGAAAAGGCAGUAAUGGACACAGCUAGUACUGGGCUCCCAAAUACCGGAGGGAGGCAGGGGAAACCAGGUUAUUAGCUGUGCGGAAUACCAAGCAUGUGCAAAGCUAACACUUGCAGGUCUACUGAAAAUAUUAUUGUACAAAGCUGUUGCAUAUUGCAUUGAUCCUGAUGCACAAGUGCCUCUGGACUACAGCUCAUUCUCGUUGGCAGUUCCAAAUCAUUUGCUUCCCUGUUUGCUGCUGUGUGGGGUUUCUUUGCUGCAGCAGCUGCAGGUUUAUUUUGGCUGAAUCUGGGCUCUGUUGUGGCUGAAGCCGGCUGCACGGAUGAGCAUACAGCCUGCUCCCACAAUCUGCUCCUGGAGCACCGUGCACCGCAGAUCAUUCAGCAUCCCCCACCGCCCCUCAACUCCUGCCAGAGUUCACUUUGGUUCUGAUUCGUAUCUGUUUUUUUAAGAGAGAGAAUGGCUUCUAUCAGCCUGGGACUACAUUUCUCGCGAAAGAAGAGCUUGGCGAGGAACGCUGCAGUGGAACGGAAAAACCUCAUCACCGUUUGCAGGUUUUCUGUCAAGACUCUAAUUGAUCGCUCCUGUUUUGAGACCAUUGACGACUCGUGUUCAGAAUUUACAAACUUUGCAGCUAUUCUGGAGCAAGUCCUGAGUCACCGCCUCAAAGGUCAGAUUAAUUGGUUUGGUUACGAAAGCCCUCGAAGCUUCUGGGACUUCAUCCAUGUGGCAUGCGGCAAGGUUCCCCAUAACUGCAUCAGCAGCAUUGAAAACAUGGAAAAUGUGAGCUCAUCAAGGGCAAAGGGUAGAGCGUGGAUCCGAGUUGCGCUCAUGGAGAAGCGUCUGUCUGAGUAUAUCUCUACUUCCCUGAGGGACAUCAAAACGACCAGGAGAUAUUAUGAAGAUGGAGCUAUUGUCCUUGGAGAAGAAGCAAACAUGCUGGCUGGCAUGCUGCUUGGGCUCAAUGCGAUUGAUUUCAGCUUCUGCUUAAAGGGUGAGAGUCUGGAUGGUAAUUGUCCUGCUGUUAUAGACUACACUCCAUAUCUAAAGUUCACACAAAGCUCUGACAGUAUCAGCAGUGAUGAGGAAGAGUUGCGGACUCUCGGAAGCAGCGGCAGUGAAGGCAGCACCCCUGAGAACAUCGGUCCACCUUUCAUUACUGACCAACACAGUUGGUACAACAAGUGCAAACGAGUGGAACAGAAGUUCAGGCUUGCGCUGGAGCAGAAGGGUUACCUGGAAGAAUUGGUACGCCUGCGAGAAGCUCAACUUGCAGAGUCAGUUGCUCAAAACAAACUUGUUCUACAAAGGAUGGAAGAGACUGAUCUGAACCACAAAUUUGAGAAAGAACAACUGGAGUUCAUUAUCCUGGAGCUGCAGGAUCAGCUGGCAGUGUUAAAACAUAAUGAUUUGAGAUCAAGACAAGAAUUAACUGCACACCUCACUAAUCAGUGGCCCUCCCCAGGAGCACUAGACGCAGAUGCUGUUGCUUUGGAUACACUUCUGUAUAGAAAACAGUGUGGACAAUGGGAUGACCACAGUUUUCAAAGUUUGGAGCAGCUCUCUGCAGAGAUCAGUCUUUCUUCAACUUCACUAGAUCCGUUACAUCCACAAAAAGAGGGGGUGGGAAGGCAUGGAAACUCAAAAAGUGAAGGGAAGGAGGACACUCCCUCAUUACUUGGUUUGUGUGGAUCCUUGACUUCCAUGACAAGUUACAAGUCUCUUACAAGCCUCAAGUCAAGUGAAUGCCUUGCAAGUCCCAAUGCUGAGAUUACAAGCCCAGGACUCACCCCAUCUUAGGGAUUAUGUUACCAGCAAAGCAAGGACAAAGCUAGCACCUUGUGCAAUUAAGUGACUUUCCAAACAUUCAAAUCCUGAAAAGCAUGGAAACUUGACUUGAUAAGUCCAAGCUGAUUUUAUUUAACUAGAAAACCCAAUUGAAAAGACAUAUGCUACUCAGUGAUAUCUUUAGCAUCUGCAGAAGGCUUUGUCCUUUUGUGCAGAGUGCUUUACUUGGGCAUUUGCUUUGGAACUUAUUCUAGAUAUGCAAAUGUAAUCCAUGCCAGCUUGUGUUGAAAUUUCUUUCCCAUAAAAUGUCUGCUCUAAGAUAUCCUCCUCCUUGUGAAAGAAAACACAAUUCUUGUUGUUUGCGCUGGAGUUACUUUAUAGAAACCUGAGAUACUCGUGAAUUUUUGGAGCAAAGAGGUUGUCAAAUGUGUAAUUCAUUUCAUUGCUUAAAAAGAAAAGCUGCUACUUUUCCUAGAGAAUUUAAAGUGUAAGUAUUCUCUGUUCCUUGUCCUAAUUAAAAUUGCAGACUUCCAGAUGUAUUUCAUUUAGAUGUUGCAUUUAUUCUUUUUUUGGAAAGUCUUCAUCCAGCUUUACAUUGAGAGUCUUUGGAUCAAAGCCAUUUCC